Molecule: messenger RNA, 2073 nt
Organism: Penicillium diatomitis
Lineage: Eukaryota; Fungi; Ascomycota; Eurotiomycetes; Eurotiales; Aspergillaceae
Product: putative GPI-anchored cell surface glycoprotein
Exons: 1
Coding region: 1-2073 (690 amino acids)
Source: RefSeq, a predicted model, not a curated record
AUGCCUUCCAAAAAAGCCAGUCGCAAGUCGAUGCCUGCCCAAGUCAAACAUGAAGUAUCAUCUUCGGCGCCCUCCCGUCGUUCUCGACGGAUUUCGCUCGCCGGACCAGACACAAAAGCUCUCAGCGACUCCUCCGACACCACACUUGUUCCUUCUUCCAACACUUCCGAGUCUGCUGGACCGCCUCUCAACAUACAUUUCUACACUCCUAAGACACCCAAAACCCCCAAACCUCCCAAAACUCCCAAACCUCCUUCAACCGCUUCUCGAUCUGCGCCACACUCAAAACCUCAAUCCCCUUCACGCACGCCUCCUCAGUCGUCUACACACUCUCCCGACGUAACGUCAACACGCCGAAGCACAUUCAAGCCUCGACCAUCACGACUUUCGUCCGUCUUCCCUCCUUCCGCGGAGGCACUGAAAUCAGUCCCGAGUAGCCGUCGAACUCGGCGCACGGCCGCGUUUGAAACUCCUCGAUCCACAUAUUCAGAACAUGAUCUGUCGGAGUCGUUCGGCUCAACUGGGUGGACAUACAGCCAAUACAUGGGAGGCGCGGGCAUAGAAGGCGCUUCUGAUCCCCGCAUUUCUCCAACUGCUUCAUCUAUCGGCACUCGGUCGUCGACCCGCCUUCGCAAGCCGACGGCCAAAGCCCUAGAGGCCAUGCAAACUCAGCCAAAGACUCAAACGCGAAGCCAAAAGAAAGAUGUCCCACUUUUUAUUAACAAGGGUUCUGCUCCUGAUCCUUCUUCAAAUUUCUCUGCUCCCACUGCUCCCACUGCUCCCACUGCUCCCACUGCUCCCACUGCUCCCACUGCUCCCACUGCUCCCACUGCUCCCACUGCUCCCACUGCUCCCACUGCUCCCACUGCUCCCACUGUCCCCGCCUCUAUCGCUUCCUCUGCGUCUGCCACAACAGUCUCUUCCGGACGUACCGGUAGCUUCUCCAAAAUCACGUUCAAGAAUGGGCUCAAGCGGGGCACUAGAGCCGCAGUCACACCAAAGACCCAAUCUGACCUUGAAAAUCAGCCCGAGUCUGACCGCAAGAAGGGCCAGAAAGUCCUCAAGCCGUCGCCUCAAGUGGCUGCUCGCAAGGGCAAGAAGGACAAAGAUACGUUGAAGGGUUCUGUGCAACGCAUUCAAAUUACCAUUGCCCGUGCAGGCCAAAAGCUGUUUGAAGCAGCUGCGGCAGCCUUGGAACCAGAUUUUACGGGCCCAACCAACGCAGAGCAGUUCAUCAAAGAUUUGCGGGCCGCCCGUUGUAAAAAGUUUGGUCUGAGCAAAGAGCAGGACGCCAGUGGCCACGCCCCAGAAGCCGUUGUUCCCCAUUCUUCGGUCGAUGAACCCCCGGCAGCUCAAGCCAAAGACAAACUGAUCCUCAAACUCAAGCUUUCCACGGCCCCUUUUGUGGACGAGGAUAAUUGGGCUCAUACGGGUCGCGUGAAUGACCAAGGCGAGGAGCUGAUCUUGAUGCCCGCUGACUGCAGCCUUGACCGUGCCCCGCACACCUAUGGGGACCAGUCGCUCCCUCAUCCUCCCAUUCGAGCUCGGCCAGAGAUCCAGGUGAUGACCGACUUCGAACUCGGUUACCCGCCCCUCAUCGGUGAGCGCAAUUCACCGUUCGCCCUUACCGUGACAUCACAACAAGACGACAAGUCCGAGGGGUAUGGAAAGGCGCCAGCCAGGGGCACAAAAGCCCUGGCUGGCCAAAAAGAGGCCCAGAAAGGUGGUCGCAAGCGUCGCCUGGUGGAGACUGGCGAUGGAGCCGCGGAUGGUCUCACGAAUUCGCCUGCGACUCCUGAUUCUCAAAAGGGUCAGCGAGCCAGUAAGCGGCGGGCAGUCGAGAGUCUGGCCUCUACGUCGAAAUCUGCGUCAAAAAAGCAGACCCCACGCGAGACUCCCGCUCUGAGAUCAAACAAGGCUAAGCCUAGUGCGAAGAUACAGCCGUCUUCUCCCGGAGAGGUGGAAACACCGUCAUCGAAGGUCCAGCGGCUUCGCAUCACGGUAAAGCCGCAGAGCGUGGAGGGGACCCGACGAAGCUCGCGUGGACGUGGUCAAGGCCAGGCGGACGCUUGA